Molecule: messenger RNA, 4199 nt
Organism: Copidosoma floridanum
Lineage: Eukaryota; Metazoa; Arthropoda; Insecta; Hymenoptera; Encyrtidae
Gene: Gprk1
Product: G protein-coupled receptor kinase 1
Biological process (GO): regulation of signal transduction; protein phosphorylation; G protein-coupled receptor signaling pathway
Molecular function (GO): ATP binding; G protein-coupled receptor binding; G protein-coupled receptor kinase activity
Source: RefSeq, a predicted model, not a curated record
GUCGCGCCGCGACCUCGUCGUUCUUUCAUUUACUUACGGUUCGGCGCGUCACCGUUUCGCGUCCCUUUGUUGUGUUGUUUUUUUUUUUCCAAUGCUUUUUUUUUUAAUUCCCUGCAACAAUGCAAUGACCGUGAAAUUUUCGUAACCAGUCGAGUCGCGGGAUUGUGCAGUGAAAAGAAAAGAAAGGAAACAAAAAAAUACUGCAAAAUCGUGAAAUUUUUCAUGACAAGUAAGGUAAAGAGAAAGUGCGCGCGCGGUGCUCCGGUGGAAUUAGAAAUGAGUAGAUAAACAAAAACACACACUCACACAAGCAGACAGACAGAGCCAUCCGGGGUACACACACAUGUAGAAAGCGCACACAACACGGGGCUUUUCGGAGCAUUUGGAUUUCGGAGCGACUCUGGUUUUGCGAGAGUUCGAGUGCAUGGGUGCAGUUGCCCAUCAGGAUCGUGUUCUCCCAACUGUAUGUUGACAAUUAAAAUUGAAACUGAUGGUGUGAACACACGCGUUACAAGUGAUUAAUAAAUACCUUCGUUGACGUGGACGUGAAGUAAAAGUGUAGGUGCAUAGUGUGUAUACGUAUAGCCACGAAAAGUUUACUCACGGGGAAAAGCGAAGAGUGGAAAAAGGGAGAGAGAAAAAAAAGGAAAAGGGAAAAUGCGUGUGCCCCCCGAGGCGAGUAAAAGAGGCGUCUGCUGCAUCCACCGUUAAUGUCUGUUACUACUAUUGGGUGUUAUAUGGGCACUGACGGCAGCAGCUGAGACCUGGAACACCAAAGUUCAGGGGAGAGGGCGAGCUUUGAAAAUUUUUAACGGAGGGAUUUGAGCUUUUUUUCAAAUCUCAUUUUCGAGCUCAAAGCAAAACAAAACAAAACAAAAAUAUAUAUUAAAUGUUUUGUUUUUCCUCUCUCUCCAACUGUUUUUUAACAUUACACAUCGCAGUAGUGGAUGUGUGCGCAAGGGCGAUAAUCCAACAGAUAGCAUAAAAGUUGAAGGACCGCAAGAAGAGCUCAUAUAUAUAUAUAUAUAUAUACACGCACAUCAGAGAGAGAGAGAGAGAGAGAGAAGGGGAAAUAAAAGUGUGCUCUAUUAUUUAUGUUUUACGAAUAAGUAUAAGUAUACAGUGUUACAAUAUUCAAGUGAGGUAUUCGCGCAUAAUAUACAUAUAAACAAGUGGAUGAUAAUUAAAGUACACCGAUGCCUGUGUCCGCACAAAACUUAUUCAAGCUCGACCGUCUAAGUUUGUCAAAUUUGUCUGCCAAUGCAUAAUACGAUGUAAUAAUAUGUAUUUGUACGCUGUGGCUUGUAAACAAUAAAACGUGUACACACGUAUGUAUGUAUAAAUUUAUAAUAUAAAAUGCAUGACGCACAGUUGUGGGUGCAAUUAUGAUAUAUGACACAAGAUGAAAGCGGAGGUGAACCAUCAAGUGUUUGUAGUUGGACGAUGACAGCUACGUGAAAGUGUAAAUAGUGAUAUAGGUAUAUAUACAUAGCAACAUCGUCAGCAUAAUUUGUGACAAGUGCGCCUGUGCUUGUGUGUUACUGUGUCAUCGGGGCACACAUAACAUAAUAUAUGAAUUUAUAACAACACAAGACUUCGCCGCAUCGUAGAUUUAGAUACACGUGAUAAUAUAAUAAAAAUAAACAAAUCAAAUAGGCCAAAAAAAUGGCGGAUCUCGAGGCGGUGCUCGCCGACGUGAGCUAUCUCAUGGCCAUGGAGAAGAGCAAGUGCACGCCGGCCGCCCGGGCCAGCAAGAAGAUCAUCCUGCCGGAUCCAAGUGUCCGGAGUGUCAUGCACAAGUACCUCGAAAAGAAGAACGAGGUGAACUUCGACAAAAUAUUUAAUCAAAUGCUAGGUUACCUUCUGUUCAAAGACUUCUGCGAGAACGCGGAAGAGCCCAUUCCACAGCUGAGGUUUUACGAGCAGGUCAAAGCGUACGAGAAACUCGAAUGCCCCGAGGAACGGCGGAAGCUCGCCCGAGAGAUCUACGACAAUUACAUAAUGAAGGAACUCCUGGCGCAUACGCACGAAUACUCACAAAGCGCUGUGGAGCACGUGCAGGAGUAUCUAUUAAAAAACGAAGUUCCCGUCAAUUUGUUCGAGCCGUACAUCGAGGAGAUUUUCAAUCACUUGAGAGGAGAGCCUUUCAAAAAGUUUCUUGAGAGCGACAAGUACACCCGAUUCUGUCAAUGGAAGAACCUCGAGCUCAACAUUCAACUGACGAUGAACGACUUCAGUGUGCAUCGGAUAAUCGGCCGAGGUGGUUUCGGCGAGGUGUAUGGCUGCCGUAAGGCCGACACGGGCAAGAUGUACGCAAUGAAAUGCCUCGACAAGAAGCGCAUCAAGAUGAAGCAGGGUGAGACCCUCGCACUCAACGAGAGGAUAAUGCUGUCGCUCGUCAGCACGGGGGUCGACUGCCCGUUCAUCGUAUGCAUGACCUACGCCUUCCACACGCCUGACAAGCUCUGCUUCAUCCUCGACCUAAUGAACGGAGGUGAUCUGCACUACCACCUCAGCCAGCACGGGGUCUUCAACGAGCCCGAGAUGAAGUUUUACGCCGCGGAGGUGAUACUCGGUCUCGAGCACAUGCACCGGCGCUUCAUCGUCUACCGGGACCUCAAGCCUGCCAACAUACUUCUCGACGAGCACGGCCACGUCAGGAUAUCCGAUCUCGGACUGGCUUGCGAUUUCUCGAAAAAGAAGCCACACGCCAGCGUGGGCACGCACGGGUACAUGGCGCCAGAGGUGCUGUCGAAGGGAACGGCUUACGACUCGAGCGCUGACUGGUUCUCGUUUGGCUGUAUGCUAUUCAAGCUGCUCAAGGGCCACAGUCCGUUCAGGCAACACAAAACUAAGGACAAGCACGAGAUCGACCGUAUGACCCUCACCACGAUUGAAUCACAUUUGCUCAUAACAAACAAAAAAUUUCAGGUGGAAAUGAAAAAGAGGGCGAAAAAACUCAAAUUCGACACGGACGAGAAAGGUUCAGACUGUAUAUUACACGGAUACAUGAGGAAACUCGGAGGGCCGUUCGCGAGCGCUUGGCAGACCCGGUACGCCAAACUUUAUCCCAAUCGGUUGGAGCUACAUUCUGAAUCGUCCACCACGAAAACCGAGUUGUUCUUCUUUGAUCAGGUCGAGGAGGUCAGUCCGGACUUGCAGACAGUCAAAGGGGAACAGUGCAUCAUCAUCUCCCUGCGAGUCAAAGAGGAACAAAAGAGCAAACUCGUACUGACGAAUCCUGACGAAAUAAGCCUAAAAGAGUGGUCGAUCUCGCUACGCUCGGCGCACAAGGCCUCGAUCGAGAUGUUGGGCAACAUGGCGCGCAAAGCCGGCAAAAUCUACGGCACCCAGCACGACACCGUCAUACCCGCGACGCAACGCUCGACCAACGGCAACUAGCCCGCGCCAGCAGCCCACCACCACCGCCACGACAACCACUCCGCCUCGUCCUCCUCCACCUCGUCGACGCUAUCUCUGACCUCGUCGUCCUUUUAAUCGAGAGCCCACUGCCCCGUACACAUACUGUUUAGCAGUAGCGUGUACAAACACCUACGAGACCCAACCUUUUUUUAUACCGAUCGAGGACGAUGACUAUUACGCCGACAUUCGAGAUCGCGUUCUCGAAUAAACAAAGCGAUGGAGUGCGAUCAUUGGAUAUUUGUAUUUAAGUAGGCUUAUCGAGGCGCCGUUUUUUUUAAAUAACGAACGUUCAAACGUGCAACCGUUGUUUAGCCAUACUUAAGAAUGUUAGGUAUAUACUUGAUAAUAUAUAUAUACAUAUAUGUGUAUUGUCGCUCUCUCUCUCUCUAUCUCUCCGUUGACUUGAUUCUCAAGCGAAAUGUAGGCUGUCGAAAGUUUUUUUUUUUUAGAUUUUCAACCGAAACAUAUAUAUAUAUGCAUGUGACAAGCCAUUGUUGCUCACAAUAUUGUUUAUUUCGGAAACUAAACGACGAGUUUCGUAAGGUCCGUUGGUCUAGACAAGUAUUGCAGGAAACGUAUAUUUCGGAAGUGACUUCAGGUACUCUGUUUUGGAAACGCAAGCAAACGGUUCGAAAAGUGAAUGAGAAAUAACUUUACUCGUAUCUGUAGUCCGUACAAGCUCUCGAGUCAUUAGAUAUGUGUGUGCGUGUGUGGGUAUUGAGAAUAAAUUUUGUAAAUAGAUUUUCGUGAAGGAGAGCUCGAGACUUGUUUUCAAA